Morone saxatilis (striped sea-bass) is the source of this 1811-nucleotide messenger RNA. Its product is annotated as plexin-C1-like. Gene Ontology annotation, biological process: regulation of cell migration; negative regulation of cell adhesion; positive regulation of axonogenesis. Gene Ontology annotation, cellular component: semaphorin receptor complex. Bases 60 to 1811 code for a protein of 583 amino acids. Lineage: Eukaryota; Metazoa; Chordata; Actinopteri; Moronidae. The transcript has 17 exons. The record is from RefSeq and is a predicted model, not a curated record. Gene Ontology annotation, molecular function: semaphorin receptor activity; protein binding.
AACCAAAACAGACGCCAAAGACACUGAAACCGAAGAAGGUGCUCUUCAGGCAGAACUACAUGACCUCUGUGCUGGCAGUGAGACAGAAGGCCUGGGUGGUUUUCUACAUCGGGACAGGAGACGGGCAGCUCAUUAAGCUUGCUGUGGACAAGAACUAUCACACCACCUGUCCCAGAGUGCUCUACAGGGCCAAUGACGACCGCCAAGUGUUUCCCAAAAUACAGCUGGACCAGGUGGAUCAUAAACAUGUGUAUGUGCCAUUUAAAAACCAGAUGAAGCGUGUACCUGUGUCAAAGUGCAGCACAUACACAAAUGUGCAGGACUGUUGGUCUGCACAGGAUCCAUACUGUGUCUGGUGCGGCUCUAAAAGAAGUUGCACAUUUGAAGACGAAUGCCAAGAUUCAGACUGGUUAUCCAUUCCUGAUGAUUCUCAACAGAAAAUGGUUUCAUAUAAAGUUGUAAAGGACAGCACUGGGCAGAUCACACUUAACAUCAAGACACACAUGACUGUGGGCCAGAAGACGCUGUCUAACUUCGCCUGUCAAUUCUCCACAAGUUCCCGUGAGCUUUGUAGAACAGAAAAUCCUCCUCCGCAGUUCCAACAAUGCACCUGUGUCCUCUCUGAUAGCACACUUCCUGCUGAAGGUCUGGCGGUCACUGUAACAAUUAGACUUGGGACGACACAGCUGUUGGAACAACUGAAGCUUACCAACUGUACAGACAUCAGGGGACCACCAACCUCAGUCCUGUGUCAGCAGUGUAUCGAGGCUGGAUGUGGCUGGAGCACAAACGGUUGUUCCUGGGCGACUGAAGGAGUUAUGAAAGACAGUGUUUGCCAAAUGAUGGAAUCAGGGAUGACGUUUUCUAGGCCAGAGAUCUCCUCCAUCACUCCCAGCGUUGUGUCUUUCUACGGCAGAAACCGUGCGAUGUUGUCAGGUUCUAACCUCAGUGAUGUGACCAGAGUGAGGAUCCAGGCUAAGGAUUGCACCCCAAAAGAAUCUCCUGUGUGGAACAACUCGGGUAUGAAUCUGAUGUUCCACAUUCCCCCCGCUGAUAUCAAAGGCGUGGUCAAAGUAUGUGUUGUCCUCCCAGAUGGUAGUUGCCAUGGCAACUCUAAAAUCACCUACCGGUCCUUACCUUCCUGCACCAACAUCACACCCAGCAGCACCUGGAUCAGUGGGAAGAGGAGGAUCACACUCACUGGAUCCCACCUGGAGUUUGUGGAAGGGGUUGUGCACAGCCACGCCCUGCAGGAAGUCAGACCUCCCAGAAACCACACCCAUCAGAAAAAGGCAGACCCCACCAACACUGCAGAUGACAGUGGGGAGAGUUGUCAGUGUGGGGCGUUCAGGGAGGUGAACAAUUCCCCCCUGCCCACUCAAUGGAAGCCCAAAGAAACCCGUAACGAGACUGAGCCUUCUUUAUAUCCACUCCCUCCUUUCAACCAGAGCGCAAAACCUGGCGCUUUUAACGCACCGACUCCCAGUGCAAAUGUGGAGGAGCAGAGUGCCAUGAAGACCGUCGAUGUCAAGGACGGAGACGACGUACGCAUCACCCAUAGACGGAAAAAGGCAGACCCCACCAACACUGCAGAUGACAGUGGGGAGAGUUGUCAGUGUGGGGCGUUCAGGGAGGUGAACAAUUCCCCCCUGCCCACUCAAUGGAAGCCCAAAGAAACCCGUAACGAGACUGAGCCUUCUUUAUAUCCACUCCCUCCUUUCAACCAGAGCGCAAAACCUGGCGCUUUUAACGCACCGACUCCCAGUGCAAAUGUGGAGGAGCAGAGUGCCAUGAAGACCGUCGAUGUGUGA